UUAUAAAAAGGUCUGGAGACGUGUGCACGUGUGUAAGGGUGGGCAGGGCUUUUCGGCAGAACUAACGAGGAAGCCGUGGAAGUUCUUUUCCUCAUUGAAAAACUGCGUCAUUUAUUUAUUUCCCCGUGUUUGGAGCCAUGUGAAGCUUGACGUAAAGUCUGAGCUCUGGAUGAGCAGGAAUGUGGAUUCUACCGCAGAUAUCUGGAUAAAACUUUUGAGAGGAAGAUCAAAGUUUUUUGUUUGUUUGUUUGUUUUAGUUGAGACUGCGCUGCUUCUGCGUCCGAGUCGUGAAAGAAAGACACGGCAGGCUCAAUGAAGAAUGCCAGGCUGCACAGCUCUCUUCCUCUCAGCAUUAACAGUGACUCUCUUCUGUGCUGCAGUCGGUCAGACUAAAUUCACUAUGAGUGCAGAACAGGAGGUCUACCAAGCAGAAGAAAACAGUAACAUCACAAUGACCUGGCUGCUCCAUUUCGACAUCAACAGGCCUCCUGACUUCCUACAAAUAAACCUCAUAAAUGUGAAAAAGAAGACACGGGUUUUCUUCUAUAACAGUGAGACUGGUACUGAGGUGUAUCCAGAUGAGAACUACAGAGGACGACUGCAGUGUGAUCCACAGCUCGCCAGGAAAGGACGACUUGAAUGUCUCUUAACUGAUCUCAGGCUCAACGACACGGGGACAUAUCACUGCAUCGUUGUCCUUAACGAAGAAGCUAGUUCCAAAACCUGUGACCUCAAUGUUACAGCUGCUGUCAAAAAACCUGUGGCAGAGAGAUCGACACCAGUGAGGAGAGGGAGGAACGGCCUAUAUGCAGUGCCAGCUUUGUUUAUAGUGGUGAUUUUUGUACUUUUCCUUUUGUAAAUAACUGCUGUGUAUUUAUGUGAAGUAGCAGCCCAUUACAGAUCACUCCUGAGGUCACCUCUGACUGUAAUGAGGCUGCUGACAGUUUUUUAAAGUAUUGUCAGAAUUCCUCAGAGCUGUACCACAGAGCAGUGCACACUUACAUCAUCCUCCACUCUCCCAUAUUUAACACAAACUUAUGCACUUUUAUUCCCAAGUUUGUUUGUUUUUUUUCAAUUAUUUUUCCAUUAUUUUACACCCUGACUUGCUGCAUCCCAUUUUGUUACGUUUAGACUGAAACAUGUGGAAAAGAGAAAUUUAAUCAUCACUUUACCAAAAACACUAUUUAUCCCAAAUGUCAAACAUGUUCGUUCAUCCUCGCUGGAUUGUUAUUCACACCACAAUAUUGUCAUUAUUCACACAAUGUAUUUAUUUUUCAUUGGUACAAUGUGUGGCUAGCACAAAUGCUAACCAUAAACUGAAGGUAAUAGGGUAAACAGCUGCUUUGUUAUAGUUCUUACAGUUUUAAUGCUACCUCAACUUUAAAAUUUACGUUUUUGUACUGAAGGAGUUAAAAAUAUGCUGCUAAUUAACUCUGGUGCUAAUGGAGCUCCUUCAGUUUACAUAGAAGUGUUUUUGUAUCAGCUUCUGUUUGGAAACCAUCUUCUUCUAUGGAGCAGUUUAAACUUUAUAAAGGUUUAUGUGCGGCUACGUUUUAAAGCUCAACAUGAUCAAAAUAGUUUGCUGUUUGUCAUUAAUGCAAACUAGUGUUAUGAAGUUCACCGAUCAGUGCACUUUACUCACAGCUGAUGACAAAGACUUGAUUAGAAUCAGUAAUUUGAUGAAUGUUGUUUUUUUUUUCCUUGACAUGUUUGUACCCCAUAUUAUCAACUUUAGCAGUCGCCCAUUACAGAUUACCCUUUCAGUUAACCUCUUUCUGUAAUGGCAUGUUAAUAUUAACUGGGAUUUCCUGGCCAGAUUUUAAUCAUCCACCGGACACUGUAAUGUCUGCUGGACAUUUUUUUAAGUUGUUGGUGUGACCAGAGAGGUCCAAUAAAGUGAAAUUAAUUACUUAGUGGAAUAUGUUUUACCUCUGGGGUGUCCAAAUUCAUGGGCUGCAUCCUUCUGAGGACGCAUUUGUAGACCGAUUACGUCACAGCGACGCGCCGAAGGCUGUCCAAAUUCGUAGACUCCUCCGAA
Oreochromis aureus is the source of this 2038-nucleotide messenger RNA. RefSeq names its product programmed cell death 1 ligand 1-like. Bases 320 to 859 code for a protein of 179 amino acids. The transcript is spliced from 4 exons. The record is from RefSeq and is a predicted model, not a curated record. NCBI's taxonomy places the organism in Eukaryota, Metazoa, Chordata, Actinopteri, Cichliformes, Cichlidae.